AACAGAUGACAACCCACUUCCUAGCCUGUGUCAAACUUUAGUUGGAAUUCAAUUACUACUUUUUUGUUUUUAGUUUACAAUAAUAUUUUCAUUGAGGUCAUGUAUGAAAUUUACUAACUUCUUGUCUUCACAUAUUAUAUAUGUUUCAAGAUUUAUAGAAUUACAAAUUUCAAAAGUGCAGAAUUCACUGAACACUGAUGGCCAGGGGCAGUUCCAAUUGGUACUUUCCUGACCUCAGAUAAUUUAACAGAUCAUCCAACUUGAUCUGGCGUCGAAAAGUUGGACGAUCUCGGAUGUGAUCUAAGGCAAGGAAGGAGAUGGUUUUGUUAAUUCAAUAAUUUGAAACAUCAAUAAUGGAGAACCAUGAUAACAAUGAAGACCAGGGAUCAACAUUUUGGAAGAAAAGCACUAAACCGGUGCCUGGAAGGCCAAGUCCUAGAAAAGAAGUAAGGAGCAACUCCCAGCAAAAUUCAAGUUCUACAUCAUUCCAGGACUUCCAAGACAGUGUCAGUGAUGCGUGGGAUAUCGGAGAUGAUGAAUUCUGUAAUAUAUUAGAUGUUAAGAUUUCGAAGCAAGUGGUACACUCCACAGCUCUGAGUGUGAUCAACAGCCAUCGCAACAAAAGUGCACUGCAGUCGGCGGAGCAAGCAGCACUGCCGGCAACGCAGCCUGCAGCCCAGGCUCAGCCACCAUCACACACUCAGAACGCUGUCAAAUCAGUUCCAGAGUUGAGUCAAGGAGACUACACGGUUCACAACUCUCCCAAGACAGUAACCAACAACAGCCAUCGCUCUCUCACAAAACUGCAAAAUGCUGUUGGGGUGGACAGUGAGACGACUGUGAGCAAGUUGGCCAAGUUCCGAGCUUUGCUGGAAACUACUUUACUCAAUCUGGAUGACCUGCGGCACCUCAGCUGGUCAGGAAUACCUGUGGAGGUGCGACCCGUCGCGUGGAGGCUGUUAGCUGGAUAUCUGCCGGCAAGCCUGGAACGUAGACAAGCUGUGAUGGAAAGAAAAAGACUUGAUUACUGGAACCUUGUGAAGCAGUAUUUCGAUACUGAGAGGGAUGAAACGUACCAGGAUACUUACAGACAGAUUCACAUUGAUAUUCCCCGCAUGAGCCCGCUGAUAGCACUCUUCCAGCAAAAGACUGUCCAGGAAAUGUUCGAGCGGAUUUUGUUCAUCUGGGCGAUACGCCACCCUGCUUCCGGCUACGUCCAGGGCAUCAAUGACUUAGUUACUCCUUUCUACGUUGUCUUCCUUCAAGAGUUUCUUCCAGCUGGUGGAGAUCUGGAUACUUUAGAAGUCGGAUCACUUCCAAAAGAACAUCAAGAUAUAAUCGAAGCAGAUUCCUUUUGGUGCCUUUCAAAAUUCCUCGACGGAAUCCAGGAUAACUACAUAUUUGCCCAGCUUGGUAUACAACACAAAGUAAAACAGUUAAAAGAGCUCAUCCAAAGGAUAGACGGCACAUUACAUAAGCACUUACAAAGACAUGGGAUAGAUUAUCUGCAGUUCUCGUUUCGGUGGAUGAACAAUCUCUUGACUCGUGAGAUCCCCUUGCGCUGCUCCAUCCGACUCUGGGACACGUACUUGGCCGAGUCGGACAGCUUCGCAUCGUUCCAGCUCUAUGUGUGUGCUGCCUUCCUGCUGCAUUGGCGUCAAGAGCUCCUCCUCGAGCGGGACUUUCAGGGCCUGAUGUUAAUGUUACAAAAUCUUCCAACUCAGAAUUGGACGGACUCGGAUAUCGGUGUGCUGGUAGCGGAAGCUUACAGACUCAAGUUCACUUUCGCAGAUGCACCGAAUCACCUACAGAGUAAUGAUCACAGAUGACCAAAAUUGUAAAGUUCCUCUUUAACAUAAUAUAUCUUAAAAUAUCAAGUGUUCAUGUUUUGGCACAAUGUAAAUUUAAAAAAACGUUUUAACUGUGUAUUUUUCAAUCAGUGUUAAAGAGAACUCUUAUAAAAAUGUAAAUUACCAAAACAAAAUUCUUUGAUGUGUUUAACAUAAUGACAUUUGUACAUAAUAAGUAAUCCAAACCAUGGUUUAUAAUACUAAUAUUUAUUGAUUACUCUGACAAAUAUCUAAAAAUUUUUUGACUUUAAGACGUAAAGAAAGUUUGUUUGUCCGAACAUGUUAAUUUAUAAAAAUUAAACAAUAAUGCUAUUUUACAAA
Messenger RNA from Homalodisca vitripennis (glassy-winged sharpshooter), 2171 nucleotides. RefSeq names its product TBC1 domain family member 22B (gene Tbc1d22). The transcript has 12 exons. Bases 354 to 1829 code for a protein of 491 amino acids. NCBI's taxonomy places the organism in Eukaryota, Metazoa, Arthropoda, Insecta, Hemiptera, Cicadellidae. Gene Ontology annotation, molecular function: GTPase activator activity. Gene Ontology annotation, biological process: activation of GTPase activity. The record is from RefSeq and is a predicted model, not a curated record.